AUGAAGCGGUCGCAUCGCCUUCUCAGCUCCUUCACCCUCCCUGCCGGAAUGAACCCACGCAAGAAGUCCAAGCCAAACCCCGAGGCUCCCUCCGACGCAUCCACCAAGGCCCCAGCAGUCCCACAGGAUGCAAGUACGGCCGACACUACUCCCAGCAGUAGUGACAUCCUGCCAGAUGCACCUUCGGACCAGUCGGUAGCAGCGUCAACGUCUUCAGUUGGCGCCACAACACCGACCGCCUCCGGGGCACAGACACCGCGAGGCAAGAGGUGGCUUUCGGGCACGGGCAGUUGGCGCUCGAAAGCGCCUGCCAUAGUCCAGACCGCGAAGGAAAGCAUCGGAGUCAGUGGGGGCGCGACAGGCGAACUACCCGAUGAGGAAGCGAAGAAGGCAAGAGACGAGUCGCCCAAGAAGUUCCUGACCAAGCGCAAGUCGAGCAAGGGCGAUGCCAUACCCGCCUCCAUCACCCAGGUGAACGUAUCCUCAGACGGCCUCCUCGACGAAGCUCCAAAGCCAAAGCCACCGCCACAAGACGUCGAAGAGACGCCAGCACCCCAAGUAUCCGAGCCGCCAUUACCCCCCGAACCGCCCAAAUCACAAGUGGAUGCAGCUGCUAGUGCAUGGGGAUGGAAAUCUUGGUGGUCACGCCCCGACGGGUAUGCAGACCCGGCCAAAGUCAAAAGCGAGGCACACUCAAGCGUUGACGAAGCUUCCACCACGCCACUUCCUGGACCGACACCUUCAGAAGAGCCAGAUGCGCAAACGAAGGGCCUAGAUGUCGGCACUAUCCAACCCGACACCGACCAGGUCGCAGAUGCAGACAGGAAGGAUACGCCGAAAGAAGCGGCACCUCGUUCGGAUACAGAGUCGAGGGCUAUAGCAUCUACAACUGCCAAAGUCCUGGCGAGAGCUGCAUCUGGCUCUUGGUUUUGGACGUGGAGUAGUGCACAGAAUGCGCAGGCGAAUCCACCUUUAGUCGAGCCUCCCACUGAGAACAACGACCCAGCUAAAGUCGAUACCGAACCGCAGACUCUCCCCGAAACACCUGCCGAGAUCGAACCCACUGCGCCGCAAGAGACAACAGCACCCACCGCCCCGGAUGCGCCUAUCGAAACCCCUCAAAAGAGUACUACAGAACCCUCAAAACCCUCCGCAUGGGCUUUUUGGUAUAGGGGCAAGCCAGAAGACGAAAAGAAGCCAGGAGAGGCCGGACCGCAGAAACAUGUCGGCGAGGUCGCAGUGUUCGAUACCCCCUCACAAUCGAAUCCAGAGGCAGCGCAGUUCAACGAGCAAGAGCAGCCCAAAACAGACACCGAGACACCCAAAGAACCACAGCAGCCACCCAAAGGGGAACCUGUGACCAAGAAAUCGUUUGCAUCGUUACGAGGCAGACCGAAGACAAAGCCUCCCGCUAAAGACACGCCAGCAGAUACCCCGACGUCAAGUAAGCCCGCUACGCCGACGAAGGCCUCACCAGUGCUCGAGCCCACAAAACCCGAGACGAAGCCCGACGCGAAACCCGAGACAGGAACUGCUGCUAAGCAAGCGCUCAAGCAGGCAGCGAAGGCCAAGCAAGGACCGGCGAACCUCCUGCUACCAGAGUUCAGGACCACCUACCAAAUGGUCCAGCAACCAAACUUCUGGAAGCAAAUCCGGCGAUACUUCCUCGGAGGCGAGCCUGCGACCCCUCACCUACAUAUCAACCCGGCACCGCCGAAGAUCAAGAAGGCUGUAGCGAUUGGCGUACAUGGCUUCUUCCCUGCGCCUAUCAUUCAGAAGGUGCUAGGGCAACCAACGGGUACAUCAAUUCGAUUCGCGAAUGCAGCGGCAGCAGCGAUCAAAGACUGGACCGAAGCGCGGGGAUACAGUCCAGAGAUUGAGCAGAUAGCAUUAGAAGGAGAGGGCUUCAUUGCUGAGCGCGUCAACUCUUUGUGGAAACUCUUGCUGAACUGGAUCGAUCACCUGAAGCAAGCCGACUUCAUCUUGGUCGCCUGCCACUCGCAGGGUGUGCCGGUAGCUAUGAUGCUUGUCGCGAAGCUCAUACAGUUUGGAUGUGUCAACGCAACGAGAAUCGGAGUAUGCGCCAUGGCCGGUGUCAACAUGGGCCCAUUCAUCGAGUACAAGACGAAGUACUUUGGCCCUACGGCUGCCGAGUUGUUUGAGUUCUCCAACCCUAAAAGUCUUGUUAGUCAGAUGUAUCUCGCAGCUCUGGACGAAGUUCUUCGAUUCGGUGUGCGGAUACUGUACGUUGGUAGUAUCGACGACCAGCUGGUCUCUCUUGAAUCAUCAACGUUCUCAACGCUAUCGCAUCCCUACAUAUACCGCGCCGUCUUCGUCGAUGGCCGCAUCCAUGCGCCAGACUUCCUAACCCACCUCGUUGGCUUCGCCCUGAAGCUACGCAAUCUGGGUCUCCCCGAUCACGGCCUCAUCCGCGAACUCUCACCCGCCCUUGCAGGCUCACUAUAUGGCGGCGAAGGCCACUCUCGCGUUUACGAAGACCCUGCCAUCUAUUCCCUAGCCGUCCAACACGCCCUCGAAACAACAUCCCUACCGACACCAACAACGACUAAAGAGCGACCGAAUACCGCGGGCAGUUUUCAGGGCAUCAACAUCCCCAUCAUUGGUGAGAAGCUCGCAAGUAACAGUAAAAAGGAGGACGUAUUCAAACUUCGGGUGAAUCACUACGAGCCGACUGCCACCACAACAAACCCAAACCCUUACUUCUUACCUUGGGCGAUGAGAGGGUUGCUAGAAGAAGAGUUCGUCAAGAAAGAACUUGGAGAUGAAGUGGAGAAGUUGCUGGGCAUGUUUGAAGCGUGGAAGCCAACAGGGAAACAGCUCAAAGAUGUGAAAUUUAGACUUGAGGGAGUGCGAAGUAAGCUCUAA
This is a messenger RNA of Alternaria novae-zelandiae, 2886 nucleotides long. RefSeq lists its product as uncharacterized. Bases 1 to 2886 code for a protein of 961 amino acids. The transcript is spliced from 3 exons. The record is from RefSeq and is a predicted model, not a curated record. NCBI's taxonomy places the organism in Eukaryota, Fungi, Ascomycota, Dothideomycetes, Pleosporales, Pleosporaceae.